CUUAACACCAAAGCAGAGAGAAAGUAAGAAAAUUAGUGAAAGACAUUGAUGAGAAGGAUGAUUCCAACAUCGUUGUCAAGUAAGUUUCAAGGAUCUGUGAGUAUGAAUGCGUUGAGAUGUUAUGUUUCGGAGUUUAUCUCAACCUUCUUCUUCGUCCUAACAGCCGUUGGAUCCGUCAUGGCUUCAAGAAAAAUGAUGGCGGGUGAUGUGACGGGUCCGUUUAGUGUAUUAAUCCCAGCGAUUGCGAAUGCGUUUGCGUUAUCUUCGUCUGUUUACAUCUCUUGGAACGUCUCUGGUGGCCAUGUGAAUCCAGCGGUUACGUUCGGAAUGGCGGUUGCUGGUCGGAUUAGUGUUCCUACCGCUAUGUUUUAUUGGACUUCACAAAUGAUUGCCUCUGUUAUGGCAUGCCUUGUCCUUAAAGUCACCGUCGUUGAACAACACGUACCGAUCUAUAAGAUAGCCGGAGAAAUGACAGGAUUUGGAGCAUCAGUUCUCGAAGGUGUUUUAGCGUUUGUCCUUGUAUAUACCGUGUUCACAGCCAACGACCCGAGAAGGGGCUUACCUUCAGCAGUGGGACCGAUAUUCAUAGGGUUUGUCGCGGGGGCUAAUAUUCUAGCCGCUGGUCCGUUCUCUGGAGGAUCCAUGAAUCCGGCAUGUGCCUUUGGGUCGGCUAUGAUUUAUGGAAGCUUCAAGAACCAAGCUGUGUAUUGGGUCGGGCCUUUGCUUGGAGGAGCCACCGCUGCUUUAGUGUAUGAAAACAUGGUGGUGGUUCCAGCGGAAGAAGACCGUGGUUCAUCCAUCGAAGAUGCCACUGAAGUGUAA
Molecule: messenger RNA, 822 nt
Organism: Eruca vesicaria subsp. sativa (arugula)
Lineage: Eukaryota; Viridiplantae; Streptophyta; Magnoliopsida; Brassicales; Brassicaceae
Source: the annotation of a GenBank genome assembly